Messenger RNA from Chelonus insularis, 1475 nucleotides. Its product is annotated as NEDD8-conjugating enzyme UBE2F-like. The transcript is spliced from 4 exons. The record is from RefSeq and is a predicted model, not a curated record. Bases 676 to 1221 code for a protein of 181 amino acids. Lineage: Eukaryota; Metazoa; Arthropoda; Insecta; Hymenoptera; Braconidae.
GCAUUUUGGCACUAACAGAAAAUUAAAAAUUAUUUUUUAUUUUUGUCGUAUAUUUACAGUGAUUGACAGUUUGAUUAAUUAUUUAUCAAUCCAUUGAUUAUUCAUUAUGUGAUUUUCAAGAAUAUAAAUAUAUAUUUUUUGAAUAAAAAAGUACAAAUGAUCAAACAUUCUAAAUUACAUCCUUGGUAAUCAUCAUUUUGAUUGUUAUCACGGCUCCUCUAACGUGUAAUAACAGUAACGUUUUUUUCUUAGAAUUCAGUGAUUUUAUAUCCCUGUUUUCAAAUGCAAAAAUAAUUUAUAGUAUCACAUAAUUAACGAAUAAUUCCGAGUUAAACAAGAAAUUUACUACUAGAUAUUACACAGAAAGCUGUCGUUGAUCUUGUUGAUAGUCUCCAAGUAAUAAACAUUAAAUGUAACUUAUGCAAAACAAACAACAUUAAUGUGUUUGUUUGUUGAUGUUAUUAUUAAAUUGUACAAGUGAAAAUUGAUUUAUCUAAUUCCUGUACAGAUGAUUAUAUAAAUUUUAGUUUCAAUAGAAUUUUAUUGGUGGCAUUUCGUCAAGUUAACCUUAAACUGAACAAAUUCAUUCAUUAUUUUUCUAUUCAAGAAUAGUGUACAAGUAACGGGUUGUAUUUGUGAUAUUAUGAUUUUUGUUUAAAUAAAAAAUUGAACAAAAUGAUUACACUAAAAGGGAAAUUAAAGAAAAAUGGAGAAGAACCUCAUUCAACAAACCGAGAGUAUAGAAGAGUUUCUAUUCGAGAUAAAUUACUAGUAAAAGAGGUCCAAGAAAUGGAGCAAACACUUCCAAGUACUUGUCAAGUCCAAUUUGAUGAUCCUCAUCGUUUGCAUGAAUUUACACUAAUUAUUGUACCUGAUGAAAGCUAUUGGUUAGGAGGAAAAUUUUACUUUAAUAUUCAUAUACCAGAAGAGUACAAUAUGACGCCACCCAAAGUAAAAUGUUUGACAAAACUUUGGCAUCCAAAUAUUAAUUUAGAUGGAGAAGUAUGUUUAUCCAUUUUGAGACAGAGCAGUAUUGAUGGUAUGGGAUGGGCUCCAACACGAAAACUUAAAGAUAUUGUGUGGGGUUUGAAUUCACUUUUUACUGAUCUUUUGAAUUUUGAUGAUCCUUUAAAUAGAGACGCAGCUGAAUUAUUCUUGAAGGAUAAAGAAUUAUUUAGAAGUAAAGUACACGAAUAUGUAACGCAGUAUGCGAAAAGAUGAUUCAAGAUAAAAUUUUUUUGUGCUGUCUCUCAAGAAUUGAACUGUACAAUUAAUUGUCGAUCGAUGCAUUUUCAUUACAAUCGUACUUGAAAAUUAAAAAAUUACACUUUCUAAAAACCGCGCAAAUUACUUUAUUUUAUAUAGAAUAUUUUGCUACUAGUCUUCUUACACGUAUCUACUUAAAAUUAUAACAAUUAAAUAAAAUUUUUCUUCCUUUAUUUUCUAUUUUUCAAUGCUCAUGUUAUGUAUAACAA